Amyelois transitella is the source of this 1916-nucleotide messenger RNA. RefSeq names its product lachesin. The coding region runs from base 49 to 1419 and encodes 456 amino acids. Lineage: Eukaryota; Metazoa; Arthropoda; Insecta; Lepidoptera; Pyralidae. The record is from RefSeq and is a predicted model, not a curated record. The transcript has 8 exons. Gene Ontology annotation, cellular component: neuron projection.
GAUAACCCAAUUUUUUUAACCGUGUAGAGGUUGGGCGUGACUAGAAAUAUGCAGAAGCCAUGGUGGUCAUUGUGCUUGCUGGCUGUGUUCAUGUUUGGUCUUGACUCCAAGCUUGUGGGUGAAGCUUUCCAACCAGAAUUCGCAGAACCGAUUACAAAUUUAACGGUUCCACUCGGUCGCGAUGCGACUUUUAAAUGCUUAGUUCAGAAUCUUGGGGGGUACAGAGUAGGUUGGGUCAAAGCAGAUACUAAAGCCAUUCAAGCUAUUCACGUUCACGUGAUAACAAACAACCACAGAGUAGGAGUCUCUCACAACGGUCAGUCCGUCUGGAACCUUCAUAUCAGGAACGUCCAAGAAGAAGAUCAAGGUCAAUACAUGUGUCAAAUAAAUACCGACCCUAUGAAAAGCCAGAUGGGGUUUUUGCAAGUGGUGAUACCACCAGAUUUUAUACCAGAAGAGACGUCUGGAGAUCUAAUGAUUCCAGAAGGUGGCACAGCCAGGUUGUCUUGUCGGGCACGAGGUAUGCCGAGCCCUAGAAUAAUGUGGAGAAGAGAAGAUGGCGCGGAUAUUGUUAUAAGAGAUGCCCAAGGUGGUAAAACUAAAGUAACCACCUUCGAAGAGGAAGUUUUGACCCUGACAAAGAUAUCGCGAUCCGACAUGGGGGCCUACCUAUGCAUCGCCAGCAACGGCGUGCCCCCUUCAAUCAGCAAGAGGAUACAAAUCAAAGUCCAUUUUCAUCCAGUAAUCCAGGUGCCGAACCAGUUGGUAGGAGCGCCCCUGGGCACAGACGUCACCUUGGAAUGCUAUGUGGAAUCAUCCCCGAAAUCAAUCAACUAUUGGGUUCGAGACUCAAACGAAAUGGUGAUAUCGUCCAAUAAGUAUGAAGUCGUGAAUACGGUGAUGAGUUCCUUCGAGAGUCGCAUGGCACUGACGGUGCGGCACCUUACUGUUUCCGAUGUCGGCGGGUAUCGGUGUGUGGCGAAGAACUCUUUGGGAGAAGUUGACAGUGUUAUCAGAUUAUAUGAAAUUCCAGGUUCUACGGUAAGAAACACAAGUCCGUCAAACAAAAAAGAAGAUUUCAAGUAUUCAACUCCUGUUGAAGGACCCGACAACCAGUUUGGCUCCGCUGAUCAUUCGGAUGAUGAAGACGACCGGGAAACGGUCAGUGAUGUUACGGAGAAGUCACAGAUUAUAGAAAAAAUAGACAAUGUCACAAAUAAAAAUAAAAGUAUGAGUCUAAACACUUUGGUAAAUGAUAAUAAUAAACUUAGCAACAAAGUUCGAAAAAUAAUAAACAAAUUUGAUUUAGUUGAACAAUUUCAAAUAAAUAGUAGUUAUAAAUUAAAGAAUAUAUUUAAAAUGUAUAAUCUAUUAGCAGUAGUAUAUAUAGUUAAUCUCAUGUGGCAUUUAGUACAUUAGUUGUUAUAUCAUAAUAUAAUACAAAUACCUCCAAUGUUAUCAUUGUUUGUUAUGCAAAUAAUCCCAUUAAUUUUAAGUGCGAUUGUCAAAGGACUUGUACAAAAAUAUUAGUCCGUGUAUUCAUGAUGGCGUAAAAAGUAUAAAACAAUCAUAAAGAUUUUAUUUGUUUGUAAGAAUGAUCAUUUAUUAUACCUAUAUGAUAAAAUUUAACCUACAAAUCAUCCGUACUUAAAAUCUUGAUCUAUCGAAAUAUUAAUAAAUGCAUUAAAUAAGGUAACUGAUGGCUUUUUGCAAAAAAAAUCUUACUAUUACUACAAAAUGAUAGCAGCAAACUGAUAGAAUAUAGAAUGGGGUACUAACGGUCCAGCAUGAUUAAUUAGAGAAUUUGAAGUGGACCGUAAAUUGAUAUUGAUGAUCGACUUCCUCCCAACUUUUACGGCCUCUUUUAAAUAGCACUAUCUAUAAUGUUUUCACCUAAAAUUACUUAGUAUUUCAUA